ACGUUUUGUAUUUCGUUUUCAUUUACAUCCUCCUCUUUAUCUAUUUCUCUUUCCCCCCACCCACACUCACGCUGCUGACGCUACCACCGCCACAAUGUUGCCGUUACCACCGUUGGCGAUCGUGCUGAUCCUUUCCAUUGCCGUACAUUUUCCGGCGACUGUGACAUCCGGAGAUCUCCCUUCGUUUAGUGAGGCACCGGCAUUUCGGAACGGCGUGGAAUGCCCCAGGACGACGUGGUCUUCGCUGCCAAAGGGUUCGUACAACCCUUCUAUCAUUCACAUAGCCAUGACCCUCGAUGCCACUUAUCUCCGUGGCUCGAUCGCUGGGGUCUUGUCAGUUCUGCAGCACGCGUCUUGUCCGGAAAACAUUGUCUUCCAUUUCCUUGCUAGUCAUCGGAGAGCGGAGCUACGGCGGAUCAUCGUCACUACCUUUCCUUAUCUGUCGUUUCAUCUGUACCACUUCGAUACCAACCUCGUCAAAGGCAAGAUCUCAUCGUCGAUUCGUAGAGCGCUUGACCAGCCGCUCAACUACGCCAGAAUCUAUCUUGCGGACCUCCUCCCCGGCGGCGUCCGCAGGAUAAUAUACUUCGAUUCCGACUUGAUCGUCGUCGAUGACGUCGCAAAGCUGUGGGAGAUCAAUCUAGGGCCGCACGUUCUCGGUGCGCCGGAGUACUGCCACGCCAAUUUUACCAACUACUUCACUGCAAAAUUCUGGUCUAACCCAGCUUUCACGACGUCGUUUCGGGGUCGAAAGCCGUGUUACUUCAACACAGGCGUAAUGGUGAUCGAUCUGUGGAGGUGGCGCGAAGGCAAAUUCACGGAAAAACUCGAGACGUGGAUGAGAAUACAGAAGAGGUAUAGAAUCUACCAGCUAGGUUCACUGCCACCGUUCUUACUGGUCUUCGCCGGAGACGUGGAAGGGGUGGAGCACCGGUGGAACCAGCACGGGCUUGGUGGGGACAACCUGGAAGGAUUAUGUAGAAAUCUCCACCCGGGUCCGGUGAGUCUCCUUCACUGGAGUGGCAAAGGCAAGCCGUGGCUGAGACUGGACUCGAAGCGACCGUGCCCACUCGACAGCUUGUGGGCACCGUACGAUUUGUUCCGUCACGCAUCGCUGAUAUCGGACAGCUGAGCUGACGAUUCCGACCGUCGUCCACGGCGGAGACGGUGGAACUCAGAGAAAGCGUUGAAAGAGGGAAGAGGCCGAAACUGUAAAAAGAUAUAACGCUAGUGGGAUUGAUGACGUCAGCUUUUGUCGGCGCCGGAAUCAACAUGGCGCCGCUGCCCUUAGAAACAAAGGAGAAAGGCUGAUUAACGGCCCAGAUUUCCCGAAGAAUGAGUUUAAAAUAAAAAAAAAAGGUUUUACGGUUGAUGAAGGUGAUUGGGCCAUUGUGGCGUUUUUACCGCUCCAAAUGGCUGGAUUUUGGGGCAAUCAAGGAUUUUACGCUUCUCACUUUCACCGAUUUGUUGGUGUAAUUAAAUAUUCUUUUUGGGGUAAGAUUAUUUCAUUAUUUGGUAGAUCAUAUAUGGUUUAUUUGGGGUGUCUGUUUGUAGGUACCGGAGGUGUUGUUUUGGUAUGAACGAGAAUCUUGUGAAGCGGUUGUCCUUGAGUUAUUAAAAUUUGUCCUAGAAUCUUUAAUUUAUC
This is a messenger RNA of Vitis riparia (riverbank grape), 1645 nucleotides long. RefSeq names its product probable galacturonosyltransferase-like 3. NCBI's taxonomy places the organism in Eukaryota, Viridiplantae, Streptophyta, Magnoliopsida, Vitales, Vitaceae. Gene Ontology annotation, molecular function: glycosyltransferase activity. Gene Ontology annotation, cellular component: Golgi apparatus. Bases 95 to 1132 code for a protein of 345 amino acids. The transcript has a single exon. The record is from RefSeq and is a predicted model, not a curated record.